Messenger RNA from Sphaerodactylus townsendi, 2917 nucleotides. It is a transcript of the gene SLC13A4, whose product is annotated as solute carrier family 13 member 4. Gene Ontology annotation, biological process: monoatomic anion transmembrane transport. Gene Ontology annotation, molecular function: transmembrane transporter activity. The transcript has 18 exons. Gene Ontology annotation, cellular component: membrane. Bases 1 to 2205 code for a protein of 734 amino acids. NCBI's taxonomy places the organism in Eukaryota, Metazoa, Chordata, Lepidosauria, Squamata, Sphaerodactylidae. The record is from RefSeq and is a predicted model, not a curated record.
AUGACAGUGGUCAAGGAGCUCCUCCGAGCCAGAAAUCUGCUACUGGUGAUCCUAAUCCCCCUCCUGCUUCUGCCUGUCCCACUCUUAUACUCCAGUAAUGAGGCUUCAUGCGCCUAUGUGCUGAUUGUGACAGCGAUAUACUGGGUUUCAGAAGCUGUGCCCCUUGGAGCAGCGGCCCUUGUUCCUGCUUUUCUCUACCCACUGUUUGGAGUCAUGAAGUCCAGUGAGGUGGCUGCUGAAUACGUCAAGAAUACUACUUUGCUUCUCAUGGGAGUCAUUUGUGUGGCGGCCUCUGUCGAGAAGUGGAACCUGCACAAACGGAUCGCCUUGCGCAUGGUCAUGAUGGCUGGAGCAAAGCCAGGCAUGCUUCUCCUUUGCUUUAUGUGCUGUACAACUAUCUUGUCCAUGUGGCUUUCCAAUACAUCCACCACAGCCAUGGUGAUGCCCAUUGUAGAAGCAGUGCUCCAGGAGCUCGUAAAUGUUGAGGAGGACCAUGAGAUGAAUGGCACCAUGGGCAACUCUGUCCAGGCAGACCGAGAAAACACAGGUAUUGAGGAAAAGCGUGGGCAACCAUCCUUGGAGCUUAUCUUCAUCAACGAGGAUGCCACAGCUGCCGGCUUCAACUCCCUGAUGCAUUCCAAGAACAUGAAUGGCGUACACAUGAUAGCCAACACAAUAGGAACUAUCAGCUCCAAAACCAAUGGGCAGCAUCUACCUCAGGCUCAGAUCCUUGUUCUCCCGCCCAAACCUCAAAAACUGGAUCUCAGCAAUAAACGCCACUAUCAGUCCAAACAUGAUCAGAUGGUCUGCAAGUGCCUCUCCCUGAGCAUCUCCUAUGCAGCAACCAUCGGAGGACUCACCACCAUCAUCGGCACCUCCACUAAUCUCAUCUUCUUAGAGUAUUUUAACAACCAUUAUCCCAACGCUGAUGUGGUAAAUUUCGGCACCUGGUUCCUAUUCAGCUUCCCCAUUUCUCUCAUCAUGUUGGUGCUGACCUGGUUCUGGAUGCACUGGCUUUUCCUCGGUUGCAAUUUCAAAGAGACGUGUUCAUUAAGCAAGAAGAAGAAGACCAAACGGGAGGAGAUGUCAGAGAAGAGAAUCCAAGAAGAGUAUGAAAAACUGGGAAGUAUCAGCUAUCCUGAGAUGGUGACUGCAUUCUUCUUCAUCCUGAUGGCACUGCUGUGGUUCACUGGUGGUUUCUGGUACCAGGCUCCAGUGCAGCUUUACAAGAUUAUUUUCAUCUUGGUCAUUUUGACUGUUGGGACUGGCAAGAUCUCCUGGGUAGUGUAUUUCCCCCCGGGCUGCUUUUUCAGCCCACUGCUCUUUGUGCCACAGGGGGAGUGGGGUGGUGGGCUGGGCGCCAUUUUGUCCUGGGCACCAUUCCCCCCCAUGCCUCUGGGUUCCAUUCCUGAGAUCCCUCCCCAGCACAGGUUCCAAUGGAAGGCACAGCACAGAAGAAAUAUUAUUGUCCUUGUACUGAGAGGAAACAAGGUAGUCCCCUGUCCUUCAUUUUGUAAAGCAAUUCCAUAUCUUUCCCCUAGUAAAGGCUACCGAACUGAUGCUACAGUCUCAGUUUUCCUUGGCUUUCUCCUCUUCUUGAUUCCUGCAAAGAAACCUUGCUUUGGAAAAAAAAAAAAAGAUGUUACAGAUUCUACAGAUGAUAACUGGAUGGAACCAAUCAUCACCUGGAAGGACUUCCAGAAGACAAUGCCCUGGGAGAUUGUUGUGCUGGUUGGAGGAGGAUAUGCUUUAGCGGCAGGAUGCAAGACAUCUGGCCUUUCCACUUGGAUCGGACAACAGAUGUUGUCCCUGAGUAGCCUUCCUUUUUGGACUGUCACUCUGCUGGCCUGCAUCCUGGUAUCCAUAGUGACAGAGUUUGUUAGUAACCCAGCAACCAUAACCAUCUUCCUGCCUAUCUUAAGCAGCAUGUCUGAAUCCCUACAAAUCAACCCUUUAUAUACCCUGAUCCCAGUUGCCAUGUGCAUCUCUUUUGCGGUGAUGCUACCAGUAGGCAAUCCUCCAAAUGCCAUUGUUUUCAAUUAUGGGCACUGCCAAAUCAAGGACAUGGUCAAAGCUGGCUUGGGUGUCAAUCUGAUUGGUCUAGCAGUCGUUAUGGUGGCAAUAAAUACUUGGGGAAUUAGCCUUUUUCAACUGAACACGUUUCCAGACUGGGCGAUAGUCAGCAACGUCACUGGCCCAUCAUAGGCAACAGUGACAACCCUUGCACAACCACCUGCAAACUGGAGUGAUGUAUUUAAUUUAAAUUGCACAUAUAUAAAGGAAGAAACUUGAGUGUACAUAGUUCCAAUAACCAAAGCUAACCGAGUAGCAGCUCUGCCAGAGAUUCUCAUAAGGAUAUCUUCAUCAUCUAAAGACCUCAUUAAAUGUUAUUCCUAGCUCUCACAGUAUAAUGAACUUACUUUGGCUUUCCCAGUUCUCUUUCUUCAUUUCAGCAAGAAACCUACUUUUGCUCUGCAGCCAUUGUCUUUACGUAUUGCCUUUACAAAUUUCAUGCAGUUAGAGAUGGCUACCAAUCCUAUAUUUAUCAAGUGGGUCCUAAAGAAUGUGUUUAUAUGUAUUUAUACUUUUUUAAGAGUAGAAAAGUAUAUAUUGUUUAUUAGGAAGGAGGUGGGACUAUUUGAUUGUCUAGUUACUCUACGGUAUUGAAAUACUUAGGGUCCUUAUACAUGCUCCUCUAGAUUAUCAGUUUUUCUCUUCCUGGUUUCUCUUCUUGCACUAAGUUCUGCAUCUGGGAGCACAGAAAAGGUCUUUCAUUCUUUGAUUCAAUCCCUUUAUUAGCCCAGAAAGAUAUCUGCCCAGACUUAAGGGUUCCUGCCUUUUCUCUGUUGGCUCUGUUGGUUCUGGAAAGACCAGUAGACUGAAUUACUGCGUGGAUUAAAAGUAUCAUAAUAUUAAA